This is a messenger RNA of Letharia columbiana, 1485 nucleotides long. RefSeq lists its product as uncharacterized. NCBI's taxonomy places the organism in Eukaryota, Fungi, Ascomycota, Lecanoromycetes, Lecanorales, Parmeliaceae. Bases 1 to 1485 code for a protein of 494 amino acids. The transcript is spliced from 3 exons. The record is from RefSeq and is a predicted model, not a curated record.
AUGGUCCACGAUCGCAAUCCGAUUACCGUUCCAUCGUUAUUGCGCGAUAGUCUUUCCGAGCCGGAAAUCUUAUGGUACGUUCGGUCCUUGGACAUCUGGGAUUUGAGAGAGAAUUUUGAAGAAUGGAUGAGCCCAACUUUUGUAGAAGGGAAUCCUCAUGUGGAACUUGAUGACUGGAAUUCCAAGGAGUCCUUGACUUGGCCAGGAGAAUACCAUGAUCACUCGCAUCUUGACACUACGUUCUACACCGAUGAGGAGCUUGAGCGCUACCGUACCAUGCUUUCCAAAAUGUUGCACCUCAGAGAGCCUUUGGUAGACAAAUGGAUGGAACGACUGCGAUCCGGAAGUGAUGAGCCUCAGAAAGUGCUCCUAAUGGCCAUGUCACCAAGACUGACCCAAGCCACAUUCGUCGAAUACGACAGCUGGCAAGCCGGAGAAAAGAGCCACCCGUUUAGGUUGCUGGCGUCUUCGCUCCGAGCACUAGCACCACUACCAUGCCCCGAGUGGCCAUGUUUCCAGAAUUUAAAGACAGUCUUUGUCGGGGAUGUUACACUAAGGCACUCGCAUGAUCCCUAUUACCCGCAUUCGCGUGUCAUCGCACCCCUGUUCCUACUACCUGCCAUUGAGGAGUUACACCUCAACUUGUUGAUGGGAGAGGAAAAUGAUGCGGAAUCUGACUUAGAGAACGAUGAAGAAGAUGGCAAAGACUCUGUGCCAUACGUCUGGGAAUGGGAAAUAGGCCGGUCAUCCUGCCAGAAGCUGGCUUUCGACUGCUGUGAGCUCGCCACGGAAACAAUUGCCAGCUUCAUCGGCGCAACGCACUCCCUGCGCUCUCUCAACGGGGUGAUCAACGACGAUGAGAUCAUCUCAGCCCUCCUAGAGCAUUCGAAACACAGUCUCGAAACCGUGAACUUUGACCAGCAGAACCUGCUGCCGACGCCCGAUGCUGUUCCACAGCAAUCGCUACAGACUUUCCAAAAACUCGCAAGCAUUGCGCUUUCUAUAACCCAGCUCGUAGACAUAUCCACAUACAAGCCGUCGCAGAUUGAAUACACUGUGGAUCAUGGCAUUGACAUGGAGAAGAGUGCGUUCGGUACUACAGAUUGGGUUGAUCUACUGACUUUUCUUCCACCGACGCUGCAAACACUAAAGAUCUACCAAGAACGCACCCGCCUAUUCGGGCACGAGAUCGAAAGCCUCAUGGACCACUUAGUGGCCCUAGUCAAAGCCAAGCUGUCUCCAUCAAAUGGCGCCUUCGGCGCUCUAACGGAAAUCUGCCUCGCAAAUCUAUUAGUGAAAUCAACAAAAAAUCGCCGGGGAUACGAACCGAACGGGCUCGAUCCUUGGCUCGGGGCCUUGAAGCGGGUGUGUGAGGAGGCGGAAGUGAAGAUUCACACCAAAGCGAGGACGACGUGGAUAGAGGGGUCGUCUGGGGAUUCCUACCCCUGCAGCUCUUGCCGGCUCGAUGAGAUGGGGCAGUCUUGA